Messenger RNA from Suillus discolor, 1572 nucleotides. RefSeq lists its product as uncharacterized. The transcript is spliced from 5 exons. The coding region runs from base 1 to 1572 and encodes 523 amino acids. The record is from RefSeq and is a predicted model, not a curated record. NCBI's taxonomy places the organism in Eukaryota, Fungi, Basidiomycota, Agaricomycetes, Boletales, Suillaceae.
AUGUCGACUCUGACUCUGGCUAACACUAGCCAUGCCUGCCAUACUCCCCACAGACACUAUGAAACUAAAACCAACACCACUCUACAGGGAACACCUCAGACUAUGACUUGGAAGCCAAAGACUGAAAAUGGCCACCCCAAUCAUUAUCUGGUGAAAUCAGCCACCCCAGUUUUCAGACCGCUGGGUAUUGGAACUGAGUCUACAACAAUCACCUCCGAGUCAAAGACAUCCUUACCACUUGGCAUCCGUGAGACUGAAAAGAACAAGAUCCUCAAGCUACCACAAGCUUCUGCUGUGGCUAUGGUCCCGGCAAAUCCUUUGUUUGACCAUGAUCAUGAUAACGACCUGCAUCGUUCGAAUCAUCACCUUACCUCAAACGGGCGAAGGAUACUGAAAGAAAUAAUCAAAGGGAAUUCGCAGACUGGCCAUGUCAUGGAAUUUCACAGUGUUGAGGCGCGGGAAUACAAUAUGUUACAAAGCAUGCUGGAAGAGAGGGGCCGAGUAAAGCCCAGGCACGUUCAUUAUUCCGUUUCUGGUGAUCGCGUCCUCCUUGUCGACAUGCCUAAUACCAUCCAUGAAGCGCCAUUUAGCAAACUCAAGGACUCCUUUGUUUCUACAUUGAAACUUCUUUCUUACAAUCACAAACUCAUUUGCUCAGACGUCAACAUGAACUUAGUGUCAGAGAUCCCGGGUAGAUCAGUCACACCUGAUAUGUCCAUCACGAUGAUGAAAGCGAAAGGGCUCGUCAAUGAGCUGUUGCUUCCGCUUAUCAGAGAGUGCGCAUGCUCAAUCACUGUGGCCAGCACCUUGGACAGAAUGGGGAGAAUUAUCGGGGCUAAUCCGGAGGUUGCUGUGGCCAUCUUAGCGAUAGUUCGUGAGGUGAAGCCGUACCAGAGUCCGCGGGAAGGCUCCAUCGCGUCAGAGACUCUCUCAACUUCAGAGAGACCCAUGCCUCGCAACCAAUUCGUCACUGAGGAAGUCCCACUCGGCGAACCUGUCAAGAUCGCAGGUUAUGAUUGGUGUUAUCUCAGCUCGGUGGAGUAUAUGGUGUGGAUAAAGCCAGAUGGUGAAGCACAGAUAAAUCUUGAUGAUCAUGAUGAUGAACAUAUGGCACGUGGCAUGUUGUUCCCUGAGAUCAGCAUGGACGCCGUCAUGAAUAUGAUCCAACGAGGGUUGGAAAAGGCCAAAGACAUGUUUGUCGAUUUCACUCAACGGCUCGAUGAGACCGUCGACGUCACACCCCUUGAAGAAGCUCAAGUAACUUUUUCAAUCGAUUGGGAUGAUGCUGUCUCAUCAUUGAAUGGUGCGGUACAAUCAACCUCUUACGCUCGAUACGUAGCUUGGCACAACAAUAUCAAAGUCGAAACCGAGCCCCAGGAGAUUAAAGCCGGAAAAUGUACACGGGAUCCCUCGUAUUCCCCAUCUCUCUCCGAGUCUUUGGGAUCAGAUGACGCUGACUUUCAAGAAUCGUCUACCAUUUCUCGUGGACAUCCCAAGCGCAAGCAGCGUCCCGUCUCUCAGCCUCCUCCUCGCAAGUCUGAAUUCAAUAUUCGGAAACACCGCAUUUACUAG